Molecule: messenger RNA, 2711 nt
Organism: Nymphalis io (European peacock)
Lineage: Eukaryota; Metazoa; Arthropoda; Insecta; Lepidoptera; Nymphalidae
Gene: Wdr33
Product: pre-mRNA 3' end processing protein WDR33
Exons: 1
Coding region: 1-2586 (861 amino acids)
Cellular component (GO): mRNA cleavage and polyadenylation specificity factor complex
Molecular function (GO): protein binding
Source: RefSeq, a predicted model, not a curated record
AUGGAUUUUGGACACCCUCCUCCGAAUAUGGGGAUGCCUCCACCCGGCAUGGGUGGCCCAAUGGGCCCACCCGGUCGUAACAACAUUCGCCAUAAUUUUAGACCUUUCAACUAUCAAAUGCGAUUCCCGCCUCAGGGUCCCCUAAAUAUGACUCAAGACGACUUUGAUGGUAAACGUUUACGUAAAUCUGUAAUGCGAAAAACGGUAGAUUAUAAUUCUGCAAUAAUAAAGGCUUUAGAAUGUCGUGUUUGGCAGCGAGACUGGCGGGACAGGCACGCGUUGCAACCAGAUGCUAUGUAUACUCCUGACCUAUUACCGCCACCUUCUUAUCCUGAUAACCCCAUAAAUGCUGUUACCACCCGUUUUGUUAAGACUGCUACGAAUAAGAUGAGAUGUCCAAUUUUUGCUGUGGCAUGGACACCCGAGGGGCGCAGAUUGAUAACUGGAGCUUCAUCUGGAGAAUUUACUUUAUGGAAUGGAUUGACAUUUAAUUUUGAAACUAUUUUGCAAGCUCAUGACUCACCAGUUCGGACAAUGGUUUGGUCCCAUGGUGAAGGUUGGAUGGUUACUGGUGAUCAUUCCGGUUUUAUCAAGUAUUGGCAAAGUAACAUGAACAAUGUUAAAAUGUAUCAAGCUCAUAAGGAAGCAGUAAGAGGCAUAAGUUUUAGUCCCACUGAUGCUAAAAUAGUUACUUGUUCAGAUGAUGGCACAUUGCGUAUCUUUGAUUUUUAUAGAUGUCAAGAAGAAAGAAUAUUAAGAGGACAUGGAGCUGAUGUCAAAUGUGUACAAUGGCACCCCACAAAAGCUCUUAUUGUCUCUGGUAGCAAAGACAAUCAGCAACCUAUAAAAUUGUGGGAUCCUAAGUCAGGAACAGCUCUGUCAACUCUACAUGCUCAUAAAUCUACAGUGAUGGAUUUAAAAUGGAAUGAUAAUGGUAACUGGCUUAUAACUGCAUCUCGUGAUCACUUAUUAAAGUUAUUUGAUAUUCGUAAGCUUGGAACUGAACUACAAAUAUUUAGAGGUCACAAAAAAGAAGCAUCUAGUGUCGUUUGGCACCCAAACCAUGAGGGCUUGUUCUGUUCUGGAGGUUCUGAUGGUUCAAUAUUAUUUUGGAAUGUGGGAACUGAUAAAGAAGUGGGAUGUAUAGAAGGUGCUCAUGAAUCAAUAGUUUGGACAAUGGCAUGGCAUCCUCUUGGUCACAUAUUGUGUUCUGGGUCUAAUGACCAUACUUCUAAGUUUUGGACACGUAAUCGGCCUGGAGAUCAAAUGAGGGACAAAUAUAAUCUUAAUACAUUACCUCCAGGAGUGCAGGAUGAUCAAGAUCUGGAAGAACCAGCUGCUAUACCUGGAAUGGGUCCUGAAGAUAAAGUUGAAAUAUUCUCUUCUGACACUGAUAAAGUGAUUCCUGGUUUAGACUUGGACACUACAUUUAUUCCCAUGGAAUUUGAAAAGAAGGUGAAGAAAGUGCCUUACAGUAAACCAAUUCCAAGAAAUUUCCAAGCUCAAUGGAAUCAUGGUCCAACAGCUGAUGAUGCAGCAACAGAAGCUUUAACACAAGCUUUAGUGGAAUCUGUUGCUGGUGCUGUGCCCCUUCAACAGCUUAACCCUACAGCUAUUUUUAUUUAUGGUAAACUAAUUCCAGUAGAGCCAGGUUCAAAACUUGAAAAAGCUAUAUCAGAAGGACCAAUAUCAUUGAAAAGAUAUAUAGCUACAGGUGAAAUUGAAGAUUUAGAAGACAUGAUGCCACACUUGGAAGAGGAUGCCGAUGAUGAUAACUUUCCUCCAUUUGAAUAUCCCACUCAAGAAAAUAAUGAUGAUGAAAAUCAACCUGCAGAUGAAGAAAAUAAGGAUAAGAAUGAUUAUGAAAAAGAAGACUAUUUUGAUAAUGAAAUGGAUACUAGUGAACAAAACGAAGAAGAUUACAAUAAUUAUGAUAAUGGGCCUGAAAGGAAUAAUAUGAUGCCAAUGGGUCCAAUGCCACCGAUGGGUUUGUUAAGACCUCCAAUUAAUAUGGGAUCGAUGAGACCACCUAUGCCUCCUCAUGGUCCUCCGAUGCACUCAAUGCAUAUGCCACCUCCAGGAAUGCCACCAAUGGGAGGUAUGCCACCAAUGGGUACCAUGCCUCCAAUGGGCAACAUGCCACCUAUGAAUAAUAUGCCACCAAUGGGCAAUUUGAAUCAACGUCCACCUUUCCCUGACAAUGGAUUUAAUAAAGGGCACUAUGAAAGUGGAUAUGACAGUAAUCAAUCAUUUUCCCAAGAGAAUGAUGAUUAUAAUGAGGAUACAUCUUAUGAAAACAGUUAUGAAGAGGAAAACUAUAAUGAUAAUGAAAAUGGUGAUAAUGAUAGUUAUGGAAGGAACCAGAGAUGGAUUGGUGGCUUCAGGGGCAGAGGCCCAGACAGAGGACAGCUUAGAGGUAGAGGUCUUGAUCGUGGAAGGGGACAAGAUCGGGGCAGAGGUCGAGGAAUGAAUGGAUUUGGUGGUCGCAUAAUUCGUAGAGGUGGUCCUCAACGUGGCACAUCUUGGAUUCGUCGAGGUGUUGGUGCCAAUCGUCAGUUUAGAAGAGGAGGAAAACAACCUAACUAGGAUUAAAUCUCAAAAUGCAUGUUACGCUGACUUUUGAAAAUUCAUUUGAAUGAUAGGUAAUGAGUGUUAAGUGUAAAAGAUUAAAAGUGUUGGUGAAUAAAAAGGUUGUACAUAAUUUUUAUUUA